AGCUCUGUGAGACUUUACAAGCAACUGUGAAAAUAUUUGGAAAUAUCCACCAGCGAGCAAGAAAACUUGUCAUCAUGUGCAGAGCACUCGAGUCGCUGCCCAUCACCUGCCUGGAGAGGGCGAAGGAGCUGAAAGCUUUGUUUGGAAGUUUACUCCAAAAGUCAGAUCACAGCAUCAAUGGCCAGGCAAAGAAAAAUGAGAAACUGAGGUUAAACGAGGACGAGCCUUUGAAAUGGAACGAGUCGUUUGAGAAGCUGCUGGCCAGUCAAAAUGGACUGUGCCUGUUCCGAGCGUUCCUGGUGUCGGAGUUCAGUGAGGAAAACAUCGCCUUCUACUUGGCUUGCGAGGACUACUGUGCAACAAAAACUUCAAAACUGUCCGCCAAAGCCAAGAAAAUCUACGACCAGUUCAUCGCCUCCGAUGCACCACGAGAGGUAAAUCUUGACCAUUUGACCAAAGCCAUCACAAAGGAGAACAUGGAGCAUCCCAACGAGUCCUGUUUCAGCCUGGCCCAAGCCAAAAUCUACACCCUGAUGGAGAAGGACUGCUACCCUCGCUUCCUCAAGUCCUCCGUUUAUCUGGAGAUCAGCAGGAAGGCCAAAACUGGCUAACAAGUUUGAAAUAUCCUGCCAAUAGCAGACGUAAAAGGGACAUAAGCUUACUGACGCACAGCGGAGACUGGAAAAGUUCACACGGAACAAACGCCUCACCCCGAGGAGUCUCGAGCCAGGUUGCGGAGUUAUAUUUGGGACCAGAUGUUGCAUCCAGAUGGGCGUCCGAGCUGGAAGAAGACAUGAAGCUGUGAGACGAAGAGACUGACACAGAGCCAGCUGUAGGCUCUGAAACACCAGAACUGUACAUACAGGGCUGCAUGACCGGCAGGCACAGUGGCAUAAAUUAUAAAAAUGCAGAUUUAACACGAGUUUCACACAACCAAUCUAUCACUGGGAGAAACUCAACAGCAUUAUUUAUUUAUUAUUUAUUAUUUAAAGUAUUUUUAUUAUUAUUAUUAUGUGGUGAAAAGUGUAUUUUAUAUGUUUUAUCUGAAGUACU
Centropristis striata (black sea bass) is the source of this 1053-nucleotide messenger RNA. It is a transcript of the gene rgs5b, whose product is annotated as regulator of G protein signaling 5b. The record is from RefSeq and is a predicted model, not a curated record. NCBI's taxonomy places the organism in Eukaryota, Metazoa, Chordata, Actinopteri, Perciformes, Serranidae. Bases 75 to 611 code for a protein of 178 amino acids. The transcript is spliced from 5 exons.